CGACGUCUGAAAAUUUGAUAUUUCUCUUUCCCCGUUUGCCAUAAUUUGUACACGUUUCACAUUCGCAAGCCAGUAUAACUUAUUUACUUUCCCUGGUGGUGUGGUGCAUAAUAUUCGAGUAAAACAUUAACUUUUAAUAGUAUAGAAAUAUGUCCGGAAAGGGAAACAAAGCUUUCACUAAAGAAGAGGAACUGCUUCUUCAAGACUUCAGUAGAAACGUUUCAACUAAAUCAUCAGCGUUAUUUUAUGGCAAUGCAUUUAUAGUGUCUGCAAUUCCGAUAUGGUUAUUCUGGAGGGUUCAUGCUUUAGAAGUAAGCACAUCUCUGGCAUGGUUCGCGUUAAUAACAACGGCCAGCACGUGGUUCCUGGCUUUGGCAUAUCGGAAUACCAAGUUCCAGCUGAAGCAUCGCGUCGCCGUUCGUCGAGAAGAUGCUGUGGCCCGUGAAAUGGCCCGGAAACUGGCUGAUGAAAAGAAAAUGAGCAGAAAAGAAAAGGAUGAGAGGAUCCUUUGGAAGAAAAAUGAGGUAGCAGAUUAUGAAGCCACUACAUUCUCAAUAUUCUACAACAAUGCUCUGUUUCUGACGAUUGUGAUUCUUAGCAGCUUCUAUUUGCUGCGCUCUUUCACACCUACUGUAAACUACAUAGUAUCUCUCUCCGUUGCAUCUGGUCUCCUGGCACUCCUUUCUACAGGUAGCAAGUGAAUAGAC
Messenger RNA from Pararge aegeria (speckled wood butterfly), 707 nucleotides. Its product is annotated as translocon-associated protein subunit gamma. The transcript is spliced from 4 exons. Gene Ontology annotation, cellular component: membrane; endoplasmic reticulum. Gene Ontology annotation, biological process: SRP-dependent cotranslational protein targeting to membrane. Bases 150 to 701 code for a protein of 183 amino acids. Lineage: Eukaryota; Metazoa; Arthropoda; Insecta; Lepidoptera; Nymphalidae. The record is from RefSeq and is a predicted model, not a curated record.